AUGAAUGAGGAUUCAUAUCGUAAUCUAUUAGCAAAUUAUAAUCAAUUCUAUGGAAAGUCAAAGAUUCUGUUCGAUGUAUUCGUAUCUGAUCCAAUACCUGUAAAUACUUUUAUCUAUAAAUCAUGGUUAGAUGGUCUCACAGAGAGAGAAUGUGCAUCUAGAAGAGAUGCUAUCGAUAAGAUGUCAUCGAAUUCAACUACUGGAUCAUGGCAGUUGUUAUUAGAAGAGACAGAGGAUCAAUAUAGGAACUUCUCUUUACUUCAGACGGCAUUGGAACAUCCAAAGACAUUAGCUAAUCACUCAAUGUUCCAAAUGGAUCUUAUCUCUAGACGAUUACUCAUCGAGGGUUACUACGAAUUCGAUGAUUACCUCAUGCGUGAACUCAUAGGUAGAAAACUGACGAGUGGACAACGUAGAGAUCUAGAUGAUACUUCAGAGAAAUUAAAAAUUAGAUUAUCUACAUGUGAAAGACAAUUUGAUAAUUUAAAAAGAAUAAGUAGAGUUGUUUUUACAGAUGUAAAGUCAAAUUCGAUAGAUUUGAUUACGAAUGAAUUCUCACUGAGUAGAGACUUGGCAAAGAAGUAUGCUCGUGUAUUGUUUCUGUGUUUUCAUAGGUUCGAUCUGUCGCACAAACGAGUCAAUGUUUUGAAUACACAAGAGUUGAUGCGUGCUGCCGAGCAGGUCAUGUCGUAUUGGGGUGAUCCUAUGAAGUUGUACUGCAUGGAUCUCGAUAUCAAGUUGAAGGAAGACGUCAGAGAUCUCAAGGUAUAUCUAUCAAAGGAGACAGACCGCUAUUGGCGACUGAUAAAGAGUCGGUAUCAAAGCACAAGUUCAUCGUCGUCCUCUACGGCGACAACUGUCGUGCCACCACUAACUACCAAUACAAGCACUGGUAAUCUGAAUGUCAAUCAAUCACCUAGAGUUCUGACAGGCAAUAGCAGUCAACAGCUAAUGAUGAAUCAAUCGUCGAAUACAGUGCCAACGCCACCACUCACCUCGGUGUCGACGACCAACAGCGCAACACCCAUCGCCACAUCGACGUCGACCUCUGCCAAUAAUAUAAUGAAUUCAAUUGCACCUAAUUUGCCGCCGAUAUUUAGUAGUCAACAGCAGAUCACAAUGACAACGGCUUCUUCUUCGACACCAGCAAACAUCAGUAUCAACAACUUUGCACAGAUCAUCGCACUACUCAAUAACGAGAAACUAAAGGCGAUGGAUUCUAAAUUCAAAUCAUUGUUGAAAGGUAUUCUUGCUAUUGGAUCGAAUUUAUCUGACAGCAAAGAGUUUAGAAACCUAUUUGAAGACAUCAUCGAGAAGAUCAUCGAUCCACUGAAACGUAUGGAUCUGACACGUGACGAAACAGAUACAUUCUUUAUGUUCAUGGUUGAGGUAUUCUCACCAGAAGCACUCAUCCUAUUGUCUCUCAGUCACAAGGAUCGUGUCGUUCAGAAUUGGAAGAGUUUCAUCGAAGGAAUAAGAGAAAUUGUAAAAUAUAUCUAUGAAAUUGUUUAA
Molecule: messenger RNA, 1512 nt
Organism: Heterostelium album PN500
Lineage: Eukaryota; Evosea; Eumycetozoa; Acytosteliales; Acytosteliaceae
Exons: 3
Coding region: 1-1512 (503 amino acids)
Cellular component (GO): nucleus
Source: RefSeq, a predicted model, not a curated record